Molecule: messenger RNA, 3942 nt
Organism: Orbicella faveolata
Lineage: Eukaryota; Metazoa; Cnidaria; Anthozoa; Scleractinia; Merulinidae
Product: potassium voltage-gated channel subfamily A member 10-like
Biological process (GO): protein homooligomerization; action potential; potassium ion transmembrane transport
Cellular component (GO): membrane; voltage-gated potassium channel complex
Molecular function (GO): protein binding; delayed rectifier potassium channel activity
Source: RefSeq, a predicted model, not a curated record
GCGGGCCCGAAAAGUUUUUGGGGCUUUCGAGAAACAGGCCCCAGCACAAUAAAUUGACGUAAAAGAACUGAAAAUUCUAGCUAACUAAAAAUUCAACGUUGGCUGUUUAUUAUUUUUUCGCUCAGGUUGAAAUAGUCCAAAAAAGGCAAUUUUAAUUAAAUGUGUUUUGACAUUAAUUCAAAUUCAAUUUCUUUCAUUUUGGUUUUGUAAAGCCGAUGCACCAGGAUAACCAAUGUCACUUGUCAAAAACGUUUCUUUCAUUCUAGACUUAAUCUGACAAGUGUUUCUUUUGCCUCACUCAAGCCGCCAAAACCGAAAUAAAAUUACAUUUGUCAGUAAAAUCAAUUAGUAACUUGGUACAAUUUAACAUCUCCCAGCAUCACGUAAAAGACGCCGAAGGGAAUAUAAGUGAUUUAUUUGUGGCUGUGAUACGUUUAGCCAAACAAUGUUCUUACAAAGAUGACGGCUGUCACGUAAGUUUAUUCUAACAGGGGAAAAAAAAAAUAGCGUAAUUCUAAUUCUGCCCCGGUUGAAUGAAAACCAGAAAGCGAAGAUGCAGACCGGCCGCGCGUGUGUUAUUGUGAUAAUAUUGUGACUGCACCUGCAAACAGUUGGUUUAAAGUACAUUUGGAAGAUCUAUUAAUUUUAACAGAAGACACUAAUAAGAUGAUUGUACAGAGCCACAAAAUGUGCUAAUGGAAGCUUUAACAAAUACGUCAAAUCGAAAAAUGAUAAUAGCAAAAAUAAUAAAGAAAAAAUUCUAACCAACAAGAAGGCUUUCCAAAACCGUGAUUGGGUAAUUGUACAAAAAGAAGAAAAUAUUCGACGUUCUAAGCUCGCAUGAAAUAAGUUACAAGAAAGAUAAAUUGCUAUUUUUAUUUUUGAUUCACCGCUGAUUAUUAAAAUGGGCAAGAAACGCGCAAUAUUUCAAUCUACAUUAAGACCUGUUUAUCGCGUUUUGAAUAUACCGAAAAUAUGUGUAUUUAAAUUAAAAGAUUAAAAAGGUGGAAGAUUUAGAAAUUUGACAACUUAGCAGUAAGCAAAAGAGACGUGUCUAAUAGCCCUUCACUCAAGGUUUUUAGUUUAUUAGCUAAUCAACCCUGGGAUCGAAAUAAAAUAUAUUUUACAGGAAGUUCAAGCCAAUUUGAGGCGAUUUUUAUUGGUUUCUUUACGUCUCACGUGAUCACUCGACAAAAUACGGAUCUUACAACUUCUUUUGUGGCUGUGUUUUACAAAGGGGGACAAUUAGCACUAAAAAUGCCAAGUGCAAAGGAUAUCGUGCAACAAUGGCUGGCAUCUUUUACAUUCAUGAAUAUGGGAAUAUUGUUAACAGUUACUGAAACUCAUACAGCACUGUGACUUUGAAUUCACACCACUACGACCGAAGCAGGUUUCAUCAUGCGUCGGUUUCACAGCACUGGAGUUUCCUCGCUUCCUCUUGGUGUUUUUUAGCCACAAGUCGGCGGGAAUUUUUCAGUUUGAUAAUGGCAACAUACGGUGAGGUCGAGGACAGUGGCAAUCGCCUUGUUAUCAACGUGAGUGGAGCUAUCUUUGAAGUAAGCGAGAGUAAGUUGGAUCAUUUUCCGCAGUCUUUACUCGGUUGCCCUCAAAAGAGACGAAAAUACUUUGAUUCGCAUCGAGAGGAGUAUUUUUUCGACCGCCACCGGCAAGCUUUCGAGGGGAUAUUGUUUUACUAUCAGAACGAAGGGAGAUUAAUUUAUCCGGACAAUGUGCCCGCCGAAGUGUUUGAUGAAGAAGUUAAGUUCUUUAUGCUCCCCGUUGAGCCAGACAGCUGUGAAAAGUUAGAAAAGGCAUUACUGGGAGAUCGUAACCGCUCUCGCCCGCUAAACGUUUGGCAAAGAGUGCUGUGGGAGUUGUUUGAAUUUCCAAAUUCAUCCUUGGCUGCCAAAAUGUUAGCAGUUCUCUCGCAGGUGUUUAUUUUGGUAUCCUUGGCAGGUUCUUGCUUAAGAACUGUUGAAUCGCUUCAAACCAAGCAUGUAAGGGAGGCGAAAAACUACCAACAACAUAACACGUCCGCAGUUUACUCCGAAACAAAAUCAGCUGGGUCGUCAAGACUACACGAAGAUGAAUGGUUUUCAUUCGACCUUGUUUGCUAUAGCUGGUUUACUUUAGAAUGCGCUGUGCGAUUGCUCGCCUCUCCAAAUAAAGGCGAAUAUUUUAAAUUGCUCCCAAACUGCGCUGAUUUUGGGACGAUCCUAGUUUUUUAUUUAAAGCUUAUCGUGAAAAUGAGCUGGCCUUCAGCGAGGACACUCGUGCGCUUAUUGGAGACGUUGACGGUCAUUCGCAUUUUAAAACUCUUGCGUUAUUGGGAAGGAAUGAAAAUUCUCGUGUUCACUGUUGUAUCAGGCAUUCGCGAUCUGGGCCUUUUGGUAACGUUCGCCACAACUGUGGUUAUUUUGGGAUCUAGCGCUGUGUUCUUUGUGGAACUUAACGAGGACGAAGAUAGCGACUUUGAGAGUAUUCCUGACGCGUUUUGGUGGGCAAUCAUUACAAUAUGUACUGUUGGUUAUGGCGAUAAGGUUCCCGCCACGACAAUGGGAAAGUUUUUGGGCGCUAUUUGCGCUGUACUCGGCACAGUUACUGUGGCGCUUCCAUUGUUUCGUUUCGCGGCUCAUUUUCGCACAAAAAUCGAAAACUCCACUUAUAUUCAAUCUUCUCGCGAUCGAAAUCCCAGAAGGUCGACAAGAAAAAGUCGGUAAAAUCAUCCUUCAAUUCAACAGCGCGUUGAGGUUUGAGAGCUUUAAUAAAGCCACAAAAUCGACGUAAUUCGAAAGAGUCGAACACCUGAAGCAAGAGUAAUUAGUAAAGGGUACAUUAUGGCAAGAAGAAAAAAAAGUUAUUAAUUACACAAGAAAUUUGAGUUGUGAACAAAUUGACAGGUCACCUUGUACAUGUAUUCAUGAAUUACUAUCGAGUUAGUCAUUUUUCGGGAAGAAAGUGACAGAUUGAAUAAAUUAUAUCGAAAUUAUGAGUAUUUUUUUUUAUAACAUUCUCAAAUUUCUUGUUUUUCCUGAGAUAAAAUUAAGACGAGAAAAAUUAAAGGAGGAGAGAAAACAACCAAGCAAAAUGAAAUUAUCUCAUUGCCAUACAAGGAAAAAAUUAAAAGUACCCUAAAAAGUUUUGGAUUGUGGCUUUUAUUUAUGAAAGUUUGAGUAGAUGAAACCGCAUGUUAAAGAAAACAACAUUGUAUGCGAAUAUUGCAGCUACCGCCGCAAGCAUUUAUUCAAAAUUUAAAUUUGUUUUUGUGAAAAAUAAUUUAUUCAAGAUAAAAUAAUACGAAUCCAAGCUGCUUCUUUGUUUUCAAUUCAUAGCGCAAUAAUAUGAAAAAUGUUAUUGUGAAUCCAUUGUGUAAGCCUGCCUUAAUGAAUCACGUUUUCUCUUAUUUUUUCGCAAAGCUUUUGAGGUUGGACUUCACGCGAUUAAAAACGGCUUUUUCGGCAAUUCCAGGCCGGAAAUUCUUUGUUGUGGGAAACAACGAAUCUUCCUCGAAACUCGAAAAUUGCAAUAUUCUUAAUAUCCAAGCCACGAUCUAAAGAAAUUAUUUUCAUUUUUAUUAAAGGACCUUGAGACUUAGACUGAGAAAUUCAGACACUCAUUUUAGGCUUUGGGAAAUGAGUUUCUGUAACUGGUGCAAAUUGAUAUUGUUUUGUUUUUCGUGUCAAACGAAACACAAAAUAUUCAAUUUACAGAAAGCUGUUUGACAGUUGUUAGACAAAACAAAUGGCGGUUGUUUUCCAGUCGUUAAGGUUUACUUCUAGACCAGUUGCGACUGUAAUUAUUAAAUUCAAUUUGAUCUCCAAUAUUUGCGGUAGAACAUAUUUAUGAAUUGUAAAACUUAAGACUUACCAGUUAAAGGAGUUUACCAGGAUCAAAUUGUGAAUCAUGAUUCGAUCAAAGAUCGUGCAUUGGCGUUCUGGUGAA